AUGAUGACUGCCGAACCACCAACCGAUGCACGUCUUAUUCCGACGGCAAUGUCGAAUUCUGUGAAUACAGCAAUCGGUGGAACACCAAACUCUGGACUCUCUGAUACAUCGGCCGGAUCUGGACGUGUCAGCUCGGCUACUUCUACACCAAAAACGGCUCAAGCGCCAACCUCUCCGGAGAUUCUCAUGAAUGAUUUGAGAAAAGGAAGUCUUUUCGGAAGACAAAAAAUUGCUCAGGAGCAGCAGGUUAUCGUCCAUCCUCAGAGUGUUACAAACAUCACUUUUACUGGUACAUCCCAAUUCAGCAGCUUUGACGGCAAAGCCUCCGACCAGUUGUCGUUGAAAUCUGGAACAUCGGAAACGACGAAAACUGGAAUUCCCUUGUCUGGAAAGAGUCGACUUUCUGGUCCCGAGAAAUCCAGAAAACGUUCGCCAGCCGCUCGAAUCAGUGAGAUGAAGCUCGCGGAGGCAAAACAGAAGCAACAAAAAACUGAGGAUCCUGUUCUAGAAGUUUCCAAGAGCUGCAAGAAAUCCAAGAAAUCCAAGAAAUCGAGAAAGUCAGCAAAGAAGACGAAAUGGGAUGAUUCUGGGAAAUCUGCAAAAUCCGGAAAAACUGCAAAGUCCAAAAAAGGUUCUUUGAUGGACGAAGCUUCUGGAAAAUCUUCGAAAUCUGCGAUGUCCAAGAAAGCAGCUCCUCUGAUGGACGACGCUUCUGGAAAAUCUGCAAAAUCCACUAAAUCCGGAAAGUCCAAAAAAGCUGAUCCUCUGAUGGAUUCGGAUUUCUCCAAGAAAUCUGCAAAAUCGAAUAAAUCUCAAAAAGUUGAAAAGUCUGCUCCACAAUUUGGAAAGUCUGGAGUCGUCAAAAAAGGCGACAAUAGUGUCUACUUGCCAGGUGUCAUGAAUGGUCCUCCCAUGGCCGCCAACAAGUUUAUGAAACGUGAGGCACCUCCAGCACCUACUCGAAAAUUCAAUGAAUCUCCCGCCUACAACUUCCCGGGAUCUGGACAAUGCACAAGAAAAAUGGAUGAGGUGGCUCCGCCCACCCCCAAAAAAGCCAACGACCAAAGUCAUUGUGUCUAUGAUGUGGCUCAGCUGCCACCGGCUCAGAGACGUUUCCCGACCACAAAGUCGGCUUCGAGAUGUUCUGGCAUCAGAAAACAGCCACAUUCUUUGUUCGGAGCAGCGAAGCGUCCGACACCAGCUGUUCCAACUGCUCCAAAACCGCAAGCAGUAACUCGGAUCAAGGCACCAACUGAGAAUAAGAUUGUUGUCUUUGGAAAAACUCCAGAUGGAAAGACCACGAUUCAAAUGACAAUUGACAUGAAGGUGAUUUCGGAGGCAGUGAAUGGAUCUGAUCAACCGAUGACUCUUAUUCCGAAGAAAGUGAUUGUUGGAGGAAAAGAAGUUGAAAUUGAUGCGGAUUCGAAAAGUGAAAAAUCGCUUUGA
Messenger RNA from Caenorhabditis briggsae, 1446 nucleotides. Lineage: Eukaryota; Metazoa; Nematoda; Chromadorea; Rhabditida; Rhabditidae. The transcript has 8 exons. Bases 1 to 1446 code for a protein of 481 amino acids. The record is from RefSeq and is a predicted model, not a curated record.